Molecule: messenger RNA, 3185 nt
Organism: Aspergillus sclerotioniger CBS 115572
Lineage: Eukaryota; Fungi; Ascomycota; Eurotiomycetes; Eurotiales; Aspergillaceae
Exons: 5
Coding region: 241-2859 (872 amino acids)
Cellular component (GO): fungal-type vacuole membrane
Source: RefSeq, a predicted model, not a curated record
GCUGGACUGGCCGCCAUGCUCUCCACGUCUCGAGGUCUCGCCGUGACACCAGCUCAACCCAUGAUUGCCUCGACUUGCCUCUGCUCUGCUUAUUUAUCUCCCCCCCCACCCCCCAUCCUGGCCAAGCAGCCACACCGAUACACUCUGCCCCUCUAACAGCGAUCUAUCUUGCUCUCUCGAGCUCAUCAUCCUGUCGUCCUCAGCCCUUAUCGUUGUCCCCGCUCCCUAGCGCCAGCCACCAUGGCUGAGGAGACAAGCAGGCCUCUGCUGGACGAAGAGCCACAAGCUCCCUCGACACGUCGGUCAUCAACAUCCAUUGGCAAGGCUGCCUAUCGCCCGGAUACAGAACCUCAUCCGUAUGAGCUAUCUUCCGAGUCAACCCCUCUCCUCGUCCGUCGGGAUGAUGAUCUACUGGAAUACGGCGGGACCGCUCCCAGACGACCUUCUUCCGAACAACGUCGAGCCCUCUCACCCGAUGGAACACUGAAGAAACGACGAGGAAGCAUACGGUGGCCGGUGUUCUGCGCUCUUCUUUCAGUGGCUGCCGUGGUCGUGAUCCUCGUCUUCGCUUUCAUUGCCCCAGCUGCCGUGAAGGAGUAUGCUAAGGAAGCGAUGGUGUUCACGCCCACCAGUGUCUCCAUUGAAUCGGCAAAUGCGGAUGGCCUUCAAGCCCGGAUUCAGGGGGAUCUGGUACUCGAUGCACGUCGUAUAGAGCACAGACCUGUACGAGACAUUGGUCGUUUCGUCACCUGGAUCGGAAGGGAAGUUGAAACUGGUCAAUCAGAAGUCGAAGUAAUGCUUCCAGAGUACGGGAAUGUCCUCGUUGGCACAGCAUCAUUGCCCGCCAUCAAAGUAAACAUUCAGAACGGCCAUGUGAACCAUGUCGAUUUCCUGGCAGAGCUGGCUCCUGGGGAUUUUCAAGGCAUCCGCGCCGUGGCAUUGGACUGGUUAGAUGGAAGACUGAAGCAUCUGACAGUUACGGGAAGAACAACAGUCGACCUCAAGUCGGGCUUGCUGACCCUGGGCCAGCAGUUUCUCUCUGACUCUUUGACUUUCACAGAAGGCGACUUUCCUGCCUUACCCACUGUCAACAUCACCAACUUCAAUGUCCAUGACCCAGAAGAAGCUGGAAAGCAGGGCGCCAUGGCGGUUGAUGCCUCGGUCGCGGUUCAGUUUGAUUCGCCGGUUGGCCUGAGCAUCCCUCCCCUCGGGUUCGAGAUCUUGGUCCCCAAUUGCUCUCCGGGGGACCCGCAGAUUUUGGUAGCAGCUGCCACGACCCAAGAGUUCCCAGUUAUCCCUGGUGAGCCGACAUUAGUUGACGUCGCUGGAAUUGUCAGAGGCCUCUCUGAUGACUUGACUCGAACUUGCCCCGGGGAAAAGAGUUCCCCUCUCGAUUUCCUAGUCAAGAGUUACAUGCAGGGACUCGGCACCACCGUCUAUGUUCGUGGGGCGGACGCACCCUCCCUAGCUACCCCUGACUGGGUCGUGGACAUCCUCAAAAGCGUGACAGUGCCAUUGAGUUUCACUGGGCAUGCCCUUGAUAACCUUGUUCGGAACUUCACAAUGUCGGACGUGCACUUUACCCUGCCUGAUCCCUUUGCGGAUCCCGAUUCUCCCGAGUCACAGCCGACGGUGUCUGCACUGGUCAAGGUGUUGAUUGGGCUGCCAAAAGAACUGGGUCUUCAGUUGGAUGUUCCCAGAGUCCGCGCUACUGCUGAUGUGUAUUACAGUGGCAGUAAGCUUGGGAUCCUGGAUUUGCACCAAUGGCAGCCGGCCAACUCAACCAUGCUAGACGAUGUCGAUGGCUCGCCAGCGUUGUAUAUCGACUUUGGUAUCAAGAAAGCGCCACUUGAGGUGACGGAUGAGGAUGUCUUGACUGAUGUUCUUCAAGACUUGAUUUUUCAAGGAAAAAGAAUCAAGCUUGACGUUGCCGCUAGUGUUGAUGCGGAGGUCACCACGGGACUCGGCACUUUUACAGUCCGUGAGAUACCAGCACAGGGGGAAGUGGUAGUGAAGCCUCCUUAUGGUGGCUCAUUGGACCAGUUGACUCCACAUAUUGAAUCGGUGGAACUGGGGGCUACUACUGCUUCAUCUCUUCUUGUGAAGGCCCGGGUCAACGCCACCAAUCCCUCGCCAUAUUCGGCUUCGGUACCUUUGAUCGAUUUCCUGCUGCUCUUCAAUGGCUCGAAAGUGGCGCAUAUAACUGCGAAAGACGUGACCAUCGUUCCCGGCGUCAAUGACGGCAUUGCGGUGGACCUUCUAUGGAGCCCGCUUGCUUUGGAUGGUUCGACUGGUGUCACUGCUGGUCGCGAGUUGCUCUCCAACUAUAUUUCAGGAUAUAAUACUACUGUCACGAUCCAAACCCACGAAGGGACCAUCCCGGGACUGCCCAAGCUCGGGAAGGCACUGUCUAAGCUCGGGCUCGAGGUCCAGAUACCUCGGGUGCCCGUUCCCCGAGCCCCCGGUACCGGAGGCGACCCCGACGAUGGUUCGACGGGAUUUAUUCAAGGAGCUACGAUGCACCUCUGGUCAUCGACGGCCGAAUUUACUUUAUCCUCACCAUUCCCCAAUACAACCAUCCAUAUCACCUCGGUAUAUGCGAAAGCGUACUAUGAAGGGGACGAAGAGGUCGGCACCAUCGACUAUCGGGUCCCAUUCGCGGUGCCUCCGGGGAUCUCAGUCACUCCACGACUGCCUGUCGACCUGAACCUCGGCGGCAUUGGUUAUGACGCCUUGAAGAAAGCCCUAGGAGGCACUCUCGGACUGGACGCCGUGGCGCAAGUUGGCGUUCAGAUCCAACACUAUAGGGAUAUAGUGUUCUAUCAUGGCAAGGGGAUCACCGCACGAGUCAAACUUUAGCUACACCGCCCCCCUCCCUUUCACUCAAAUGCUUUCUUAAUUUCAUGCUUUGUAGCGGGCUCAUAUCGUCUCGUUCUAGUCGGGUUGGACUCGAAACGGCGUUAUGGUAUAGAACGGGCGUCCAAGGUUGAGUGGAAAAUUGAGCUGGUCUUGAUAAUUGGAAAUUGUACUAGAAUACUUGCUGGUCUAUUGCCGUUGUGUUCUUUAAUGCCAACAAAAUGGGAAUUGAUGGAAAUUGUCUAACCUUCCAUGGGAAGAGACUGGCCUGACGGCACCACUAUCAACGAUAAAGAUACGGCUAAUAAUAGUAUAGCCCCAAAUCUACG